Molecule: messenger RNA, 270 nt
Organism: Daldinia childiae
Lineage: Eukaryota; Fungi; Ascomycota; Sordariomycetes; Xylariales; Hypoxylaceae
Exons: 3
Coding region: 1-270 (89 amino acids)
Biological process (GO): mitochondrial electron transport, cytochrome c to oxygen
Source: RefSeq, a predicted model, not a curated record
AUGUCCCAAACUGUAAAGAGUUUGAUGGAUGGUCGCCCAACCCGCCGUUCGUGCCGCCCCGCGCAUCACCUCAAUGAUCACCCGCCGGGCCUUCCACGCAACCCGCACCCGUCUCUCUCUCCGUACCACUACUCCGAGGGCCCCCGCUCGAACUUGCCCUUCAACACCAAGACCCGGUUCUUCGCUCUGCGAUACUGGGGCUACAUGUUCACCGGUUUCUUCGCGCCCGUUGGCAUUGCCGUCUGGCAAACCAAGAAGCCCAAGGCUUAA